ACCAGAGCAGCAAGGCACGCUCGCAUCUGCAACUGCAAGCAAGAAUCGUAACCUAGCCCAGCCAAUUAGCUGCGCCAAUAGGACUUGGUCAAUCCAAGGCGAUGACGAAGGACGUGGUGGUCGAGCACGGGGAGAGCUCCAAGGCGCCCCUGGUGGCGGCGCCGGCGGCGUCGGGCGUCGGCCGCGCCGCGUCCGUCGCCGACGUCUUCCUCCGGUUCCUCGCCAUCGUGGGCACCAUCGCUAGCGCCAUCUCCAUGGGCACCACCAACGAGACGCUCCCCUUCUUCACGCAGUUCAUCCAGUUCGAGGCCAAGUACAGCGACCUGCCCUCCUUCACGUUCUUCGUGGCGGCGAACGCGGUGGUGUGCACGUACCUGGUGCUGUCCAUCCCGCUCUCCAUCGUGCACAUCGUCAGGCCCAGGGCGCGCUACAGCCGCCUCGUCCUCGUCUUCUUCGACGCGGCGAUGCUGACCCUGCUGACGGCCGGCGCGUCGGCGGCGGCGGCGAUCGUGUACCUGGCGCACAAGGGCAACGUGCGGGCCAACUGGUUCGCCAUCUGCCAGCAGUUCGACUCCUUCUGCGAGCGCAUCUCGGGCUCCCUCAUCGGCUCCUUCGCCGCCAUGGUCCUGCUCAUAAUGCUCAUCUUCCUCUCCGCCUUCGCGCUCGCCAGGCGCCACUGAUCGAUACAUCCAGCACCACGCAUCAUCAGCAGUGGACACCUCAAAUCUCAAUGGAGAGAUGAAGGGGGGCGGGCUCUGUUCUCUUUUCCAGCCCUGGUCGAUUUGAUCGUGCAGUGCAUGCAGCAAUACUAAUGCACGCAUCUGCUUCUCUUGUGUGGUUUCUUUUCCACAGUUGUUCUUCUUUUGCUCCCUGCUGGUCUGAAUUGCUAGCUCUCUAUGCAUGUAGUAACUCUGUUCCUCCUGUUCGAAAAUGUGAUGAUGAUGCUCGAUAAGAAAAGGAGAUUUGUGAAUUAUACAGUGCAA
Molecule: messenger RNA, 983 nt
Organism: Panicum virgatum (switchgrass)
Lineage: Eukaryota; Viridiplantae; Streptophyta; Magnoliopsida; Poales; Poaceae
Product: casparian strip membrane protein 2
Exons: 3
Coding region: 102-680 (192 amino acids)
Source: RefSeq, a predicted model, not a curated record